Oikopleura dioica is the source of this 3333-nucleotide messenger RNA. The record is from the annotation of a GenBank genome assembly. NCBI's taxonomy places the organism in Eukaryota, Metazoa, Chordata, Appendicularia, Copelata, Oikopleuridae.
AUGUCCUAUUUGGAAAAUCUGACAAUCACAAUAAUCGGACAGCCGGGGGACGGGCUUUCGAAGAAGAUCGCCGACUCGGUCACAGCCGGCGGUGGAAUUUUCGACAAAAAUGGAGUCUCCAAGGACACAACCCAUGCGAUUCUCGUCGGCUCGGAGAAAGACUACCUCAAGGAAAUUGAAAAAGCAGUUGAAAAUGGCGCUGCUGUGGUUCAACCCCGCUGGUUAGAUGUCUGUUCUGUUCAUCGACAAAAGAUUCCGGUCCAGCCGUUCAAAAUGAUGCCUGGCCCAAGCCCGCUGUUUUCGGACAUGGUCUUCACCGCUUCCGGAUUGAGUAAGGGCGACAAGAUUAAGUUAGCUGCGUUGGUAACCUUCCACGGGGGAAAGUAUACUCGUGCGCUAAAUCAGAAUACUACUCAUCUAGUGACGCACAAGCCGAUCGGAGAAAAGUACGAUAAAGCACUGAAUAUUGAUUUCAUUCGUAAGGUUACUCCUGGUUGGGUCCUUACUUCGGCCAAAAGUAGAGCCUUGAAAAAUACAGCUGAUUAUGAUCCUGCAAACGUAAUUCCUGGUGCAGAGCACUUGCCUGAUGCAGCACAGAAGAAUGCACCAACAAAUUCUUCAUCAAUCCAGACAGCAUUGAAAACACCAGCCUCAGGCAGUCAAAAAGCUCCUAGCAAGGCUAAAAGUCGACGAAAACGAAGCCCCAACUCAGAACCUAAGAAAGCAUCAACGAGAAAGACGAACAAUAAGAAAAAUUCGAAUUCUGUCGCGGCACAGAAUAAUUCUGGUAGUUCUGGACAGAAAGUAGUGAAAGUAGCCACGCCGGUUUCGACGAUGGCGCCGCCAAAUCAAGUCAUUGCCGGGCCGGUCUACUCAACUGCGCCCGCGUCACCAUCAAUUUCGACAGCUAGUCCCAGUUUCGUCCACCAGAUUGUAACGCCACCGUCAUCUCAAAGUCAUAAAGGACAGGUGAUUGCCGGGCCGACGAGAGGCCCUUCAAACCCAUCUACUCCUAAUAAUCAACCUCAAUACAUUGUCGUGUCAAGUUCUGCUCCUCAAAUCUCUGGACAGAUAAUCGCUUCUUCGGGACCGGUUCAAUCUGGCAAUCAAGACGGACAGACGCAAAUUAUCCAGAGUGUCUCUCCAAUGAUGGGAAAUACGUCAAGCCCCCAUGCACAGAUCAUCAAUAGCAGUCACCAAAGAGUGCUUAAUGUUCCAGUUCAAAUGACUGCCUCACAGUCAACGGGAGCUCAUCCUCAGUCUCCAAUGUUUAUUCGACCGGUACAAGCAUUCCCAGGAAACACGAUUCAAAUGGUCACGCAAAAUGGAACUCAAGUUAUUCAUAGCCCAAUCCAGCAUCAACCACCACAAUCGCCACAGACGACACAAGCUCCACAAAUGAUGCAAGGGCAAAUGAUCGUGAAUCAAGGAAUCAUCAGUCAACAAAAUAACAUCAUCCAUCAAGGACAGCCAAAUAUGAUUCCACAGCAAGUACAAGCUCUCCCAUCUGUGCAAGGGCAACAUAUUGUCGUUCAACAUCAUCCGGGUCCUGGUCAAUCGCCGAACACGCCGGUCCCCGUUCCUGUUCAAGAAGCCGUUCAAAUGAUUCCCAAUCAGCAAAUUGCUUCGCCAGGAGUAAAGAUGGCUCACCAAGGAGCUCCGAUGAUGGUGAAUCAAGCAUAUGCCCGGGAACAUAUACAACCUCAAUAUCAAAGACAAAACGCAAUUCAUCCAAAUUAUCAAAAUGCAGGGAUGCAUCAGCCCGGUCUGCAGUCGCCGCGUUCUCCACUAGUUCCAGGUCAUGCUCGGCGCAUGCAAAAGCCGCAAAUGCUCGUUCCAAUAACAUGUCCAGAAGAAGAGCUUCACUCCACUAUCAAACACGAGCACGAAUACUUUACCGUCGAAAAUGAAUCUGAUAUUUCACCGAAAUUCUUGUGCUUUAUUGGGUGCGUUUUCUACUUUGCCCCUGAUGUGAAAAAACUUCACGGAGGACUUGUCGAAGACACCUAUAAUAAAGUCACUUGUACCCACUUAGUGUCAGAGGAUUGCGACACUGACGAAGUAAAAGCGGCACUGGCAGAUCAAAAGCGAUGCGUUUCCAUUGCUUGGCUUGAAUGGUGCGUCGAAAAGCGAAAAGUCAAUCCUCCUCGCUGCCUGCUCCAUGUUCCUACCCCUGGCUCUGCCAAACUCAACUUGAAAGACAAGUUUCGCGUUUCAACAAGCAAUUUUCAACCCAAAACGAAGGAAUACGUUCAUUCAGGACUUCUACGACUUGGAAUUACUGUUACAAAAAUGCUGUAUAAAGAAACUGACAUGUUGAUUGUUCCCAAAACUGUGGGGCAAAAGUAUACAACGGCAAUUUAUCAUGAAACCCCGUGUGUUUCUCUUCAUUGGUUGAGAGAAGCUUUGCUCGGAAUGCCAAGAGCUUUCAACGGUGGCUGGCGGGAAGAUUCCUACAAAGUCAACGACGGUUCAAAAGGCUUUCUAGCCCUCUGUCUAAGCGACAAAAACGAGUUUGAUGCUAAAAUGCUCAAUGCUUGGAAGAAGCCGAUUAAAAUCGAAGCUGACUUCGAACUUCGAGCAAAAUUAAAGCGUGAUUAUCAAAACGCCAAUCAAAAUGAGAUCAGCUCUCCGAACGGUCCACCAGACCAGAAGAAGCAGAAGAUAACUUACAGAAUGACGCCGCGUGUAAUGCUUACUGGCUUUAAUGCUCAAGAAACUAAAGAUCUGUCUGAAAAGAUAAAGGCCAUUGGCGGAGAAAUCGCGUCAGAUACCGAUAUGACGCACCUAGUCGCAAAAGAAUUCCGAAGAACAGUCAAAUGGUACUGCGCCAUGCACAUCGUUAAAUACGUUGUUACUCCCGAAUGGGUCAACGAGUCAUUCAGCUCGAAAUGGUUCCUCGACGAAGAUAAGUUUUGGCUGAGCGAUCCUCGCAAAGAACAACUCUUCAAUUUUCACAUUAGACAGAGUGUAGAGCGCGCGAGGGAGCACCGUGUUUUCAAUGGAUAUCGCUUUGCUUUGCUUUCUGACAAGAUUGUUCCAGCUCCUGAUGUACUGGAGAAAAUAAUUAGGUCCGGCGGCGGGCGGUUUUUGACAGCGAUGCCGAGUAUCAAGUCCCUGCUUUCAGUAAAGAAGCAGAGAGACGAAGAUCCUCGUUCUUGCUGGCCCGUGAUAAUCAUCGCCAACAACGAUAAAGCGUCCAUGGAACAAGUGCGACUAUUGCGCGACUCUCAGAUUCAAUGUUUCGCGUCAGAACUUAUUUUAAACGCGUCAGUCAAACAACGCCUCGAGUUCCACAACUUCACGAUCAACCCUCCUCAGCAUCCACGCUAG